Vollenhovia emeryi is the source of this 891-nucleotide messenger RNA. RefSeq names its product basic proline-rich protein-like. The transcript has a single exon. The record is from RefSeq and is a predicted model, not a curated record. The annotation marks the transcript as partial. Lineage: Eukaryota; Metazoa; Arthropoda; Insecta; Hymenoptera; Formicidae.
AUGGAACAGCGAAACGAGUUGGAAGAGCUGUUCGGGGAUAUCUCCGAUCUCGACGACCUGUGGCCCGUACCGAUCGACCCCGGGCCGACCACCAGCCCGGAAAGCGCCCCGCGGCCCAGGGUGCCAAGCGUGGGCACUCGCAUCCAGCGAGGCGACGCGGAAAGCCGUCGGCGGGCGAUCUUCCUCACCGAACCAGUGCCGCCGCGGCCCGCCCGACGCCGGUCCGAGCCGAUUGGAGGGACCAGGCCGAGCACGCCGAGACGCAGCCGCGCCGAGGAGACCGGAUCGAGCCCCGAGAUCUCGGCCCUGACGGCCGCAGCGUUGGCCCGAGCCGCCAAUCCACCGCGACGAGUGGCCCGACCCCGGGACGCCAGCCAGCCGCCGCCGUCUUCACCGACGCCCCGCCGGACCACCGACAUGUCGGGCCCCCCGAGGACCACCGACGGACGGCCGCCGCCAGCCGACCGAGCACCGGCCAACACAGGGCCGCAACCCCCGACGGUGAAACCACGGGCCGCCGCGCCCGCGGCCCCACCGGCGACCACCCGGCCCCCGCCGCCGGCCAACCGACCACCGGCCAGCAAGGAACCACGACCCGCGGCCGGCCGGCCGCGGGUCACCACGACCGCCGUCCCACCGACGACCGCCCGGCCGAUCGUCAGCGCCGCCAUUCUCGGCCCGAGACCACCAGCAGCUCCGGCCACCGGGAACCGGCCACUCAGGGGGACCCACCAGCCGCCAGGGCCGUCGCCACCACCGCCGCCCGUACCGGUAACCCUACCCUCCGGCGAGAGGGUAUCCGUACCAUACUUCGCGGCCCACAAGAACCGGAAGUUCCGCGCGCGCACCCCCAGCGCUCUGUGGGUCAUCCGGUUCGAUACCGAAGGGAGG